This is a messenger RNA of Lactuca saligna, 441 nucleotides long. NCBI's taxonomy places the organism in Eukaryota, Viridiplantae, Streptophyta, Magnoliopsida, Asterales, Asteraceae. The record is from the annotation of a GenBank genome assembly.
AUGUCAGGUGCUGUUAUUUCACCACCUGAAAUACUAACAAAUAAAAUAAAAAAGUUUCCAGUUACAAGUAAAAAGUUUCACUGCCCUUCUCCCAAAACAGAAUCUAGACCUCAGGAAACAAUUAGGGGAGUGAAAAAGAGUGAUAGCAAUACUGGUAUAAUUUACAUCGACUCCAAAGGUGAUUUGGAGACACAAAACAGGUUUCCAUCGCCACCGUCAUUUAACAUAUCUCAUGAUGACGAUUUUCACUUAACCAUUGUUCAUGAAACCUCGAGAAAUGACGAUAAUGCCCUUGACCAUGAGCCACCUAUUGUGAAGGAAACACCAAUCAAGAACAGUUACCCUGAUACUCUUGAAUCUGUCUUUGAGUCAACCAUAAUCCAAUCAAACAGAAGCAUAUUCAUUGUGUUUCUUUACAAUCUACAAACAGUGCAAAACUGA